AUUGCCUGUUUGUAGAGGAAAGGGGACUCCUUUCAGCAACAUUCUUCUCUAUCCUGUCUUCUCUUAUGGCCGUAUGAGCUAUAUUUUCCGGCUGUUGCCGUAAAGAAUUUAUGGGUUUGGGUAUAUAGGUGUGUUUUCUGUCCUAGCCUGGGUCUUGUAUGCGGUUAGGAAGUAUUCGCGCCGCGCUAGGAUCGGUUCGAUCUGGUUGGUGAGGUAGGGCUUGUUAGCUAGCUCCCAUUAGCCUACAGCUAUCAAUAGAUUUACGGCUUAUAUCCGCGGCUGUUCUGCCAGGUAGAUCAGCUAAAGCUGGAGGCGCGGGUCUGACACAAUGGUUGGUCAGUUGCAGAUUUCUCCGAGUGUUGACAUUGGUAAAUAAUUCCUCUGUUUCGGGGACAGAUCAACGCCACCUUUGUUUGGCUCGAGCACAGCCUGACACGUUUGGCCUGUUUUAUUGUCUCGGUACUGUUGUUGUUGUUUUCGGGGUAGGCUGCUUGGCUUAUUAGGCUAACUUUGCCGUGUUCGCGUGAACAGAAGGAAACUGUCCGCUGUUCACUCCAGAAUAUCCCGACAGCCACCCAGACCUCCACCAACAACAACAUUAUGGCGCAACCCGACGCCCCUCAUGUAGCCAGUUCACAGAAAGCACUCAUGCUGGAACUGAAGAGCCUUCAGGAGGAGCCCGUGGAGGGAUUCAAAAUAACACUGGUGGACGAGGCUGAUUUAUACAACUGGGAAGUGGCCAUUUUUGGACCACCAAACACUCACUAUGAAGGGGGAUAUUUCAAGGCUCGAAUCAAGUUUCCUCUAGACUACCCUUACUCCCCUCCGGCUUUCCGCUUCCUCACCAAGAUGUGGCACCCCAACAUCUAUGAGAAUGGAGAUGUGUGUAUUUCUAUACUGCACCCGCCAGUGGACGACCCACAGAGCGGAGAGCUGCCUUCAGAGAGAUGGAAUCCCACCCAGAACGUCCGGACCAUUCUGCUGAGUGUGAUCUCACUGCUGAAUGAACCCAACACCUUUUCUCCUGCCAAUGUGGAUGCGUCUGUCAUGUACCGCAAAUGGAGAGACAGCAAAGGCAAAGACCGGGAGUAUGUGGAGAUCAUCAGAAAACAAGUGUUGGCUACCAAGGCUGAAGCUGAGCGCGAUGGUGUGAAAGUGCCCACUACGCUGGCGGAGUACUGCGUCCGCACACGCGCCCCAGCCCCCGACGAAGGCUCCGACCUCUUCUAUGACUAUUGCUACGACGAAGACGACGUGGAAGGCGAGGAUGGCGACUGUUGCUAUGACGAAGACGACUCGGGCAAUGAGGAGUCCUGACGCGCUUUUUUUGCGGCACCCCGAUCUUAGCUGACGUGUGCUACCCUUCCUCUCUCUGCCCGGGUUGCCAGAUAUUCUAGGUUUACAACCAAGAAAGAUUGGAAGCUUCCCUCCUCUAAACCAACACAGAGCUUUUUUCCUCUCGCCUCUGAAUGCGUCUUGGAGGUUGAAAUUGAUGCCUUGCUGAGGAAGGCUCUGACCUGGUAAGAUUUGCACCAGCACAAAAGUCACCAGUUUCUUCAGUUUUUAUCAUCACCUAAAUCCUUACUUUGAGGAAAACAAAACAAAAAAACAUAACUCUCACAUACCCUGCCGAGUUUCUCAGUCCCAUGUAUAGUGUAAGGUGUUGUGGGGUUAAAAAAACAAACAAAAAAACCCAACUGUCAACAAUAGCAACAUUUGCACUGGUGCAAACACUUCCAAACAUUUCUCAGCCUGUCUUUUGCAUAUCUUUCUUUCCCUAAUUGUAACUGGCUAUUGCUCACUGCUAGUUGGUCACAGUGAUGAACAGAAGAUUGAGGACUUCAAACAGCACGUUUGGUGUGCUGCAAAUAUUCUGUUUUUUGUUUUUUGGUUUGUUUGUUCUUUUUUUUUUCUCCCCUCUCCCAAGUGUCACAGUCUGUUCCGCUUUGAUAGGACAAGACCUUAAUUGUCACAUGACGAUGUUUUCAAAGUUCCUGUGCAUGCCGGAACUUCUUUUCAAAGCUUUUUGUCUCUUUUACUGGUGGACCGUUUAUCUACGUCAUGAUCCGCGUGAUGACAAAGACUUCAACAACAAGGACUCUCUGCCCGGAGGACCGGCUGGCUCAAUCGGAAGGUCAAAUCCUCACGUGAACUUUUUUUUUUUCUUUUUUUUUUUUUUCCUAACAUGAAGUUGAUCUUUGCCGUGUUUUCUUCUGGUUACUGUUGGAUGUAUUUCUCCUGUCAUUUUAAGUGUAGGGUUGUGUUAUUUGAAGUAGUUCAGAUUAAGAGUUGUGUAGGAUGAUCACGAGGGAGUUGUUGGGGCGGAGCUAAUUAUUGAUCAGAAUUGCAUUUCUCCUCGGGGGAGGUCACUCGCUGAUGGGCCCCACUUGACCCAAAGACCAAAAGAAGUGUGUUUUAAAGAAAGCCCAAAACAUUUGGUAACCGUUUGUCGCACUCUGUUUGCUCUUUGUGUUCUCUCUUGCAAGCUUGUUUUCAUUUUACUGUUUUCUUCAGAUAGAUGUUAUGCCUGUGUUUUGUUUUUUUGUUUUCUGCUUGAGAAUGAGUUAUGUGAUGACGAGAUUAUUAGGUUUGAUUGACAGAAACAAUUGUAGGUAUUGUCUCAUAAUCUAUGAUCCCACACUUCUCAACAAGGUUUUUUUUUUUUCUUUUCUUUUCUUUUUUUCUCCUGCCAGUCCUCGGAAGUGAACAAGACCAUCAUGUUUUAUUCUUCCAUUGCUAUUCUGUCUUAGUUGGGAUUGGACUUUUUUCUUCUUUUUUUCUUCAAGAGUGUGUGUGUGGGUGUGCUCUGUGUGAACUUUUUCAUCAGCAAUAUUGAUUGUUUUAAUUAAAUUGGGAAGUCAUACUGAAUUUCUCAGGAUAAUGAAUUACAUGUGACACAACAAUUGAGAAAAAGUAACUAUUUUCCUCUUUCGGUGGUCUUCAGUGUUGGUUUGCAUCUUUAACAGGAACCGUGACAGAUAUGCACAUAUAGCUGUAUGAAUGAUUACUAUGUUGUUUUAUUCACCUGUGUAUUUUUUUUUUUUUUUUUUUUCAGCUAU
Molecule: messenger RNA, 3059 nt
Organism: Neolamprologus brichardi
Lineage: Eukaryota; Metazoa; Chordata; Actinopteri; Cichliformes; Cichlidae
Product: ubiquitin-conjugating enzyme E2 R1-like
Source: RefSeq, a predicted model, not a curated record